AUGUCGGGUGCUCUGAGAGUCGUGCCUGACCUUUCUCCAAGCUCUGUUGCAGUCAUCCAAGCACAUCGCAAUAGUCAUGGUCAGGUAGUUAGGCUCUCAGCCAUUGAUCAGAUCGCACCCAGAGACUAUAUAUCAACUUGUCUCUUCUUUCGACACAGCCCCAAUGCAGACAAGCAGCAGGUCUUUCUUGCUCUGCAUAGAGCUCUUUUGGUGACCGUAAACGACAUUCCUGAGCUUACAUGCUGUGUGCAAAGGCGUGUUGACAGCACUCGAGAAGAGGUUGAGCUUGUCUUUGACUCUGCCAGAGGCGUUGAGAUUUACUAUAAAGACUACAAUUCUACUCAGCUGUGUGGUCUAUGGACCUACGGCAAUUUUGACCAGCUUGAGGAGGAGCAUUUUCCACAUAGCAAAAUACCCAGGAGCCUUGUUUUUGGACCUUCAGUAAAGCUAAAAGACAAUGUCAAGCUUCCUUCUCUUAUCGUGCAAGCCAGCUUCAUCCCUGGGGGUCUCAUUAUUGGGAGUCAGUUGCAUCAUGUUGCUGGAGACGGCCAAUGCAACUUCAUGCUUUGGUCCACAAUAGGAGCGCAUUUUGCCGCCGCAACUUGUGAACCAUCCGGCCAACAAAGAUCACCAGUUCAAUUGCUUGACAGACACGACAUCGUCAAGGGCGACCUUAACACAACCCUGAAGGAAUUUCCCCAUUGGAAACUGGCAGAAGACAACGACAGAUUUCUCAAUCCUACGAAAUACGAUUCAGAUGAGGUGUUUGAGAGUGCCACUUAUUUUAUCCCAGCUGAUAAGAUUGCAAUACUCAAAACCCGUACCUUGAGCACUAUGCCUUCUACGACCAAGGUUGGAACCGUCGCUGCGUUAUGUGCGUUCCUAUGGCGUCAUGUAGUUCUGGCCAGAGGCAUUGACUGUCGAAAAUACCCUGAGGCAAAGCUAGCUAUUACAGUGGAUGCGAGAACCCGUAUGAAAAGCCCAGUGAUACCGUCUACAUAUUGGGGCAACUUUGCAGAGCCAAAUGCAGUGGCUCAGUUACCUGUAGCUAGUCUGCAAGAAAACUCAAUUCUCUCAUCAUUAUCGUCACAGCAGUGUACGAGCACCAUCUAUGCUCAGGCUGCACUCAAGGUGCAGAAAGCGAUAGCUGCAGUGGAUGACAAGGCAGUAAGACGACUUGUCGGGCUUUUAAAUCAGAUGCCGAAGAGCACCACUUUGACCUGGAACGCCAACCGCUAUCCGGGUCCAGACAUGCUCAUAGUGUGCAUCCAGCACCAUAAGUAUAACGAUAUCAACUUUGGAAAGGAUAUCGGUUAUCCUCUCGCCACAAGAGUUACUGUUGGAGAUACGGAAGAUAAGCCUGACGGCCGUUGUCUAAUUCUACCACCACGGCGUGCUGAUUCUAGGGGUCUUGAAAUCUUGCUGCAAGAGAAGCAAGGUCUUCACCACAAGGAUUAUAAAAGUGUUGCUACUGCUGGAAAGAAUGGGUGCCGAAUCUGCGGCUACUUAAGCCACACGCUCGCAAGUGAGAAUUCAAAGCCUCUAGAAUAUGAUAUCAGGUGGGAAAACUCAUGGGAGCUUCAUUGGGAAAUUAACUUCUACGAGACUGGCCGCGAGACUCCAGUCGAUGUUGACAAGCCCCCGGUCUACUCACACUGGUGCGUUUUCGUUGAUGUUUCCUCGUCGUCAAAGCCUCCAGCUGGUUACGAGAAGUUUCUUGAUUGUGUAGCUACUGACCGAGACUCGGAGCCUACGCGGGUCCGGACGGAAUUUCCUCCGUUGCGAGAUAUCCCCGAAGAUACGGGCCACCAGGAUGUUGCACAGCUGGCUAAGAGGUGGCUUCAGACCUGUAAGGACUAUCAUGAUUGCAAAUCUGCUUCAGAAAACGGCUGGUAUCCCAAGCGGCUCAUUCAUGUUGGCGAUGAUCAACAGUCUCCAAAGCUGGUCAUUUCGGAGAAUGAGAGACCAGAAGGCAGUUAUGCGGCAUUGAGCCAUUGCUGGGGAGAAGAUCCAAAGUUCUUAAUGUUAAAAUCCGACAAUCUAUUCGACUUUUGCAGAGAAAUACAGCUGCAGACCCUUCCAGCCAGUUUCAGAGAUGCGAUUAUAACCUGCCGUCGAAUUGGUAUUCCCUACAUCUGGAUCGACUCGCUUUGCAUCCUGCAGUCUGGCCUUGGUUCACACGAAGAUUGGCUCUCACAUUCAGAGGACAUGCAUCUUGUUUAUCAGAACUGCGCCCUGAACAUUUCCAUCGAUGUUUCCGAGAACCCCCAUGGAGGUGCUUUCAGGUCGAGGAAUCCGACCUAUCUACAAGACUGUUAUGUCUGGAGUCCGUUCUACGCACCGCCCUAUAGUUCAAGCCGGAACGAGCACGAUACAGGUGAUGGCAUAGAAAAACCGGAUCUCUGGAACAUCUGUGCCAUAUUUACUGCCGAUGACUUCUCUUGGGCAAGAGUAGAUCUCCCUCUUAGCAACAGGGCAUGGGUAUUCCAAGAACGACUCCUUUCACCGAGGACCUUACAUUUUGGUUCAGACCGCAUUUCAUGGGAGUGCGGCAGAAGCAACAAUCUCACCGAAUAUCUACCAGAAGGUGUAAGCGACGAUAGAUGGCACGGUUUUGAUUGCUUGGCCCAAAAUGCAUUCAGUGUUCGUGAAAAGGCAGAUCUCUUCACAUAUUACUACGACCUUGUGUUUCCGUACACGAACCGUCAACUCAGUCAUCCAAAUGAAGAUAAGCUUGUUGCUUUCGCCGCCGUCGCCCGACGCUGUAUCUCAUGGUUCGGCAGUGACUACUGCGCUGGACUCUUUCGCAGUACCAUGCCACAUUGCCUUCUUUGGGAGAUGUCUACAGGUGGGCAGUUAGGGAGAUCGAAGGCUUACCGCGCACCGUCUUGGAGUUGGGCUAGCUUGGAUUGCCGGGUGAGAUUCGAUCUCUUGACGAACGAAGGAACUGUUCUAGCUAAUGUAGUCGACGUUGCGGUGGAGUUGGUUGACCCAAACAACCAAUUCGGUCAAGUAAAGUCUGCCUCUUUGACAUUGAAUGGGCCUCUAGUGGCGUCUGAUGAACUCAUCCUUAAGGACCCCAGCAAUGAAGAGUUCGUGGCUGAAGGUAGACCUGGUCGUGACCGCUAUCAAGACAUAAAAACUCUACAAGGGCACACCUUCGGUAUCAGCGCCGAUACUGAGGACUUGUGGGACGAAGGUGAAAGGAAGGCUUGGCUGAUAUCCCAACAGAACAUGUAUCUAUUGGCAGUUCUGGAGACGCCCGACAAGCCUCAUACGCAUGGUCUUCUGGUGCAGAAGAAUGAUGAUGGGACUUUCACUAGAGCUGGAUACUGGGAGGCAGGGCCGGAAUUUGUGUCGAAGCAUGCAGAUACGACAUGCUAUGACAUAGCAGAGUUGACAUGCUGA
This is a messenger RNA of Fusarium subglutinans, 3408 nucleotides long. RefSeq lists its product as uncharacterized. The transcript is spliced from 4 exons. Lineage: Eukaryota; Fungi; Ascomycota; Sordariomycetes; Hypocreales; Nectriaceae. Bases 1 to 3408 code for a protein of 1135 amino acids. The record is from RefSeq and is a predicted model, not a curated record.